AUGGGUACAGACGUUCAGAAAUCUUUGCAAACCGAAAUAGACAACGUCAUUGGUGACGUCAGAGAGCCAGAGAUCCGUGACCGACAACAGUGCCCUCUGGUGGAGGCGUUUGUCUUGGAAACCCUGCGUUACAUCUCUCAUACACCGUUGGCACUGCAUUCCACCCGAGAGGCGACGUCCAUUGCUGGUUAUCAUGUGGAGAAAAACACGCCGGUUCUCGCUUGUUUUUGGAGUAUGCAUCACAGUGACACUGAGUGGGAAGAUCCGUUUUUAUUUAAACCAGAGAGAUUCCUUGAACAAGAUGGAAGCCUAAAGCCUGCAAGUGAUCCUGUCAGAAAAAGGUUUUUAAUGUUUGGAACCGGAAGACGUAGCUGUCCCGGAGAAGUGUUCGCCAAGUCCCGGCUCUUCCUCUUCCUGUCUACACUCCUACAAAGCUUCAACGUCAUGGAACCUGAGGACCACAGUCUUCCAGAAUUCGAUCCAAGAGAAAUUGAUUCUGGACUGAUUCUGCAACCAAAACCUUUCAAAAUUCGAUUUGAGCGCAGAAAGCAAAGAUUUUAAUUUAUCAAACUUAGAUUAACUUGAAGUACUUUAAAAUCAUAAUAUUUAGUUGGAGUUUAAAUAAAUUAAUAGCUCACAAUAUAAAUCAAAUAUAGUUAAUUUUUAAGCAAUUGAAGUGUAACGAAAUAUAGGCUAACGUUCAAUAAAAAGGUUUUAUUAUUACAAGUGAAUGAGAGAAAGGCAGUAUUGUGAUCUGUGAGUUUAGUGAGAUGGGUUGAGAAAUGUUAGCUUCUAGAAGAUGAAAACUAGAACGUAUUAUUAAGCUAUAUGA
Magallana angulata is the source of this 832-nucleotide messenger RNA. Its product is annotated as steroid 17-alpha-hydroxylase/17,20 lyase-like. The coding region runs from base 1 to 561 and encodes 186 amino acids. The transcript is spliced from 3 exons. Gene Ontology annotation, molecular function: heme binding; iron ion binding; monooxygenase activity. Lineage: Eukaryota; Metazoa; Mollusca; Bivalvia; Ostreida; Ostreidae. The record is from RefSeq and is a predicted model, not a curated record.